Molecule: messenger RNA, 1427 nt
Organism: Rosa chinensis
Lineage: Eukaryota; Viridiplantae; Streptophyta; Magnoliopsida; Rosales; Rosaceae
Product: mitogen-activated protein kinase kinase kinase 18
Exons: 1
Coding region: 141-1409 (422 amino acids)
Biological process (GO): protein phosphorylation
Molecular function (GO): protein kinase activity; ATP binding
Source: RefSeq, a predicted model, not a curated record
UAACACUACCCUUUUAAAAAUGCCACCUUGUAAUGGCUAGUGAAGAUGAAAUAGCCAAGUAUAUAUAAAGGCAAAGCCAAGAGGAAUGCUAGCCAACACAAACGACUUGUACAUUCUAUUCUUAGCAGUAUCAUCGCCAAAUGGACUGGACUAGAGGCCACACCGUUGGCCGUGGCUCCUCCGCCGCCGUCUCCAUCGCCACCUCUUCUGGCUCCGGCUCCAAAGUCUUUGCAGUCAAGUCUGCCGAGCUCUCCCAAUCCGAUUUCUUGCAAAGGGAGCAAAAAAUUCUCUCUUCUUUGAGCAGUCCUCAUGUGGUAAGCUAUUUAGGACAUGACAUUACUAGAGAGAACAACAAGCUCAUGUACAAUAUCUUCAUGGAGUACGUGGCCGGCGGCACGAUCAUCGAUGCAAUUCGCAACCGUGGAGGCCAGUUUGAAGAAUCAGCAAUCGGGUUUUACACGAGGCAAAUUGCCAAGGGGCUAGAGUACUUGCAUUCAGUUGGAUUAGUACAUUGUGACAUAAAAGGAAGGAACGUCUUGGUUGGAGAAGAGGGUCCGAAAAUUGCCGACUUUGGAUGCGCCAGGUGGGCUGAUCCUGCGGCUGAGGCAGUGCCAAUUGGCGGCACGCCGAUGUUUAUGUCACCGGAGGUGGCGCGUGGGGAAGAGCAGGGUUUUCCUUGUGAUGUUUGGGCUCUUGGGUGCACAGUUAUCGAAAUGGCUACCGGAGGAUCAGUGCCGUGGCCUAAUGCAGCUGACCCAGUAACUCUUCUUUACCGGAUAGCAUACUCCGGUGAGUCGCCGGAGAUUCCGAGUUUUCUUUCAAAUCAAGCAAGGGAUUUCUUGGCAAAGUGUUUCAUGAGGGACCCAAAAGAGAGGUGGACGGUUACACAACUUCUAAAGCAUCCGUUUCUUGAGGAAAUGAUGAUCAUCAAUUCUGCUAGUAGUACAAAGCAAGUUCAAGAAUCCACUACUUCUUCAUUUUCUCCAACAAGUAUUCUUGAUCAAGGGAUAUGGAAUUCAUUACAAGAAUCAGAAACUUUGGGCAACCUUGUGGAUCACCCAAGUGUUGAAAAUUCGUACCCCGACGAUAGGAUCAGACUGCUGUCCUUGUUUUCAGGGAUGCUCAGGUGGAGUUCUGAUGAGGACUAUUGGAUCACAGUUAGGGGGAAUGAUUGUGGGGAAAGCAACCCAAUUGUGAAUGAUGGUGAAGCUCAAGUUGAUGUGAUUGAUAGCAAAAUUAGUUGUAGAGAUAUUAAUUUGAAUAAUAUAGGAGCCUGUAAAAGUAGGAAAAUUAGUAGCAGUAUUAAUAGCAAUAGCAGUAGUACUAGUAGUGUAGUAGCUUUGAGCAAUCUCAUUUUGGAGAGGCACAAAGGCAAUCUGUUAUUUCCUUCAAUACCAAUUAUCUAUUAAUCCCAAAAAAAAAAAAAA